Molecule: messenger RNA, 648 nt
Organism: Adineta ricciae
Lineage: Eukaryota; Metazoa; Rotifera; Eurotatoria; Adinetida; Adinetidae
Source: the annotation of a GenBank genome assembly
AUGCCAUCCGAUGCAAAAAAGAAACGUGAUUUGCAAAAGAAAGCUGCAGCCAAGCAACGACAAGCUCCAACAAAGAAAUCAACAACGAACAACAAUGAAGCAGCUAAUGGCAAUGACGACGACAUCAAUGACGAUAUCGAUGAUGUUGAAACUCAAAAUGAAAAUGAAAAUGAAAAUGAAAAUGAAAAUGAAAAUCCAACAAAUGGCGCUACAAAUGGAACAGAUCCCAGUGUUAAAUCUUUGAUACAAAAUCUUGAUUUGUUAACUAUGGUAGAAAAAGCCAAUGCUGAAGCAAGAUCUUGCACUGGUGUAUUGGGAAGUCAUCCUCGUGGUCGUGAUGUUCAUAUUCAUCAAUUUUCAGUCAAUUUUUAUGGACAAGAAAUUCUAGUCGAUACAGAUUUCGAAAUGAAUUGUGGUCGACGAUAUGGUCUCGUUGGUUUGAAUGGAUCAGGAAAAUCAACAAUUCUUGCGUGUAUUGGAAAUAGAGAGGUACCAAUUCCCGAACACAUCGAUAUAUUUUAUCUGUCUCGUGAAAUGGCACCUGUCGAUAAAACUGCGUUGGAAUGCGUCAUGGAAGUUGAUCAUGAACGAAUUAAACUCGAAGCUGAAGCUGAACGAUUAGCAACGAGUAACGACGAUGGUAAGUGA